Spea bombifrons (plains spadefoot toad) is the source of this 3725-nucleotide messenger RNA. RefSeq names its product aminopeptidase puromycin sensitive (gene NPEPPS). The record is from RefSeq and is a predicted model, not a curated record. Gene Ontology annotation, molecular function: metalloaminopeptidase activity; zinc ion binding; peptide binding. The transcript is spliced from 23 exons. Bases 165 to 2792 code for a protein of 875 amino acids. Gene Ontology annotation, biological process: proteolysis; peptide catabolic process. Lineage: Eukaryota; Metazoa; Chordata; Amphibia; Anura; Pelobatidae. Gene Ontology annotation, cellular component: cytoplasm.
GGUUGACGCGUUGACGUGAUACGGCACCGCCCCCAGUCAGUCAAUCGGUACCCGCUGGGUGUUUCGGUGGUGUUCGCUUGCGCCUACCUGCCAGAUCUGUGUUCCGGAGUAAUUUUUCGUUUCGUUGUGACAGGCCGCGCAGCCCCGGGCUACCCUCCUCCACCAUGCCGGACCGUAGACCAUUCGAGCGGCUUCCCGCUGACGUGCGGCCCAUCAACUAUGGACUGUGCCUGAAGCCCGACCUCAUAGAUUUCACCUUUGAGGGGAAGCUGGAGGCCGCCGUGGAGGUGACAAAUGCCACCAACCAGAUUGUGAUGAACUGCGCAGACAUUGACAUUAUUACCGCUUCCUAUGCUCCAGAGGGUGAUGAAGAAAUCCAUGCCACGGGGUUCAACUACCAGAAUGAAGAUGAGAAGGUAACCCUGUCCUUCCCAAGCACUCUACAGAAAGGUUCUGGAAUGUUGAAAAUCGAUUUUGUCGGGGAGCUGAACGAUAAGAUGAAGGGUUUCUAUCGCAGUAAAUACUCCACGGCCUCCGGGGAGGUGCAUUACGCAGCAGUCACUCAGUUUGAGGCUACCGAUGCACGGAGAGCUUUCCCUUGUUGGGAUGAACCCGCCAUCAAGGCCACCUUUGAUAUCACGCUAAUUGUCCCCAAGGACAGAGUUGCUUUGUCCAACAUGAAUGUGAUUGAGCGGAAGCCGUACCCAGAUGAUGAGAGCAUGGUGGAAGUGAAGUUCGCCCGAACGCCGGUCAUGUCCACGUACCUCGUUGCCUUUGUGGUUGGCGAGUAUGACUUUGUGGAGACGCGGUCGUCGGAUGGGAUCCUAAUCCGUGUUUACACUCCGGUUGGGAAGGCUGAGCAGGGAAAGUUCGCUUUGGAGGUCGCUGCUAAAACUCUACCUUUCUACAAGGAUUACUUCAAUGUGCCCUACCCUCUCCCCAAGAUCGACCUCAUCACUAUUGCAGACUUUGCAGCUGGAGCCAUGGAAAACUGGGGCCUGGUAACCUACAGGGAGACCGCUCUUCUCAUUGACCCCAAGGAUUCCUGCUCUUCUUCCCGCCAGUGGGUAGCUCUAGUUGUGGGACAUGAGCUGGCGCACCAGUGGUUUGGGAACCUGGUCACUAUGGAAUGGUGGACCCAUUUGUGGUUAAAUGAAGGCUUUGCUUCCUGGAUAGAGUACCUCUGUGUGGACCACUGCUUCCCAGAGUACGAUAUCUGGACGCAGUUUGUGUUUGCAGACUAUACACGGGCUCAAGAACUGGAUGCACUGGAAAACAGCCACCCCAUUGAGGUGAAUGUGGGACACCCCUCCGAAGUGGAUGAGAUCUUUGAUGCCAUUUCCUACAGCAAAGGAGCCUCGGUGAUCCGCAUGUUGCACGACUACAUUGGUGACGACGAUUUUCGCAAAGGCAUGAAUCAGUACCUCACCAAAUUCCAAGAGAAGAACGCUUCCACGGAGGACCUCUGGGAGUCUCUAGAACAGGCCAGUGGGAAACCAAUUGCUGCUGUGAUGAGCACCUGGACCAAGCAGAUGGGCUUCCCGCUUAUCUACGUGGAUUCCGAGCAGAAUGAAGAUUCAAGGAUCCUCAAACUGUCUCAGAAGAAGUUUUGUGCUAGUGGACCACAUCAUGGUGAGGAGUGUCCACAGUGGAUGGUACCGAUCAACAUCUGCACCAGUGAAGCACCGUCCUCUUCCAAAUUAAAGAUUCUGAUGGACAAGCAAGAGAUGACUGUUUCGCUGAAUGGUAUGAAACCAGAUCAGUGGGUAAAGAUUAACCCUGGAACGGUGGGUUUUUAUCGUACCCAGUACAGCCCCGCCAUGCUCGAUAGCCUAUUGCCUGGCAUCAGAGACCUCUCCUUGCCGCCGGUGGACAGACUGGGAUUGCAGAACGAUCUGUUUUCAUUAGCCCGUGCAGGGAUGAUAAGCACGGUCGAGGUGUUGAAAGUCAUGGAAGCCUUUGUAAAUGAACCCAAUUACACUGUAUGGAACGACUUAAGCAGCAACCUGGGGGUACUGUCCACUUUGCUCUCCCACACAGAAUUCUAUGAUGAGAUCCAGGGCUUCAUCCGCGAUGUCUUUUCCCCUAUUGGACAACGUCUGGGCUGGGACCCAAAACCCGGGGAGGGGCAUUUGGAUGCUUUGCUCCGAGGACUGGUUUUAGGCAAACUGGGUAAGGCUGGCCACAAACCGACCGUUGAAGAAGCCAGACGACGGUUCAAAGACCAUGUAGAGGGAAAGAACACAUUGAAUGCUGACCUUCGAAGUCCAGUUUAUGUGACCGUUUUGAAGCAUGGGGACAGCACAACUUUGGACACCAUGCUGAAGCUCCACAAGCAAGCUGACAUGCAGGAGGAGAAGAAUCGGAUUGAACGGGUUCUGGGGGCCAUCUCCACGCAGGAGUUAAUCCAGAAAGUGCUGACCUUCUCCCUUUCUGAUGACGUGCGUCCCCAGGACACGGUCUCGGUCAUUGGAGGGGUUGCUGGCGGCAGUAAGAUCGGCCGGAAAGCUGCCUGGAACUUUGUGAAAGAGAACUGGCAGGAGUUGUAUAAUCGGUACCAAGGAGGAUUCCUCAUCUCCAGGCUAAUAAAGGUCUCACUGGAAGGCUUCGCAAGUGAAAAGAUGGCUGCAGAAAUCAAGACCUUCUUUGAAGCCCACCCGGCCCCAUCUGCCGAGCGUACGGUGCAGCAGUGCUGCGAGAACAUACUGCUAAACUCGGCCUGGCUGAAACGCGACGCCGACGCCAUGCACGAGUACCUUCGGCAACGCAGGGCUCCAUCAUCGACCGUGUGAUGCACAUCUACCCCGCCUGCUGUCUCACCGCCCUGACAGGCUAGACCUUCCGCCCCCAAUAACGGAGGCUAUGUACCCAUCCUUCCUAAUUCCCUAACCCCCCCCUGCACCCUGUGGGAAGCAGAUGCAACAAAAGGAAAAAAAAAAAAAAAGUGUCUCCCUGUUCUCAUUCGCUCCCGCUCAGUCCCCAUCAUCUCCUUAGGGGUUUUAUUCAAUUACUCAAACCAUCUGUACAUAUAAUUGAUAGAAGUAGCGUACAGCUGCUAACUGUGAAUCUCCCCGGUAGCCCUCGGGUGCAGGAACUUCCCCAAGAGCAUCCCCGACGUGGGACUGUUUGUUGGUUCCAUUGCAGACGGUUAUCUGUAGGUAAGAGGGCCGUAACGUGACAGCUCAUUACAGUGUGUGCUUCAGCCAAGGCUUUGCGCAAGUGGAUGGCUGGGUUUAGCCAGUGAUUUAUUUUACUCUCUUUUUUUGUUCGUUUUAAAGAGGGUUCCCCUUCUGUGAUUUCCUCUGUACCGUUUGCUGCCUAUUGUGCUCGGAUGUUUAACUGCUUGUUGAAAGGUGCAACAUAGGUUUUACACAUACGUGUACUUGCACUUAACCUGCCUUCCCUCACGACUAUGUUCCUCUCGGUGGCCUGGACGGUACUGAAAAGGCUUGCACAGCCGAGGUCUCUAUAGUUCUGAAGGGCUUAUUCUUACCGUUGAUUGUCCCUCUUCAGCGCUCAUAAGAAACGUGCAGAAACUGUCCUGCUGUCCUUAAGGUUCCUUACCCCCCCCCCCGGUUCCAGAUUAUUUUCUAGGUUAGCCAGAUUCUGGGUUUGUGCAGUCUAACGGCAUAGUGGCAGGGCCAUGGGCCUAAAUUCUCAGACGUGCCCAACUGAGUCCUCUUUUGUGCUAUUGUUUUAAAAGAUGAGGAAAAAAAACUUACAAA